Molecule: messenger RNA, 581 nt
Organism: Paramecium tetraurelia
Lineage: Eukaryota; Ciliophora; Oligohymenophorea; Peniculida; Parameciidae
Exons: 4
Source: RefSeq, a predicted model, not a curated record
AUGAAUUAAGUCCAUUAAGUUCUUUAGAAGCCUUAAAUUGAUAAAAAGAUCUUUGAUACAUCUAGUUAUGCUCUUCCGAAAAGUGAUUCAAUCAUGACUAGAUUGUAAGAGAAUUUCUCAAAAUUUGGAGCUACAUAUUCUUAAUUCACAAUUGCUAUUGUUGUUUUGGGAGGAUUAACAAAUAUUUCAUUCUUAAUUAGUGUUGGAUUGAGCAUUGCAUUGUAUGGAUUCUAUAUUAUUCUAAGCUGGUACGCUGCUUUGAAAAACGAUGACUUACUAGAUUACAUUCCCAAUUUUGGUUUCCUAUCAACUGAUAAAAAGAAGGUUCUAUUGUUUUUAUUGAAUGUUCUUGUUUUGUAUAUUUUUUGUGGAGAUUCCAUAUUCACUUAUAUAGGGGUUGGCUUCCUAAUAUCAUUUCUACACUCCUUUUUGUUCGUAUCCCCAUCUACAGGAGCAUUAAUUGAUGGCCAAACUCAGCAACAAACUGGCUAGGAUCUAUCCCAAUAUGUUAAUUUCAGUAACAAUAACAAUAUUGAAUUAUAAUGUAAAUGAUGAAUAUUAUAUAAUGUUAAUCUAUAUAA